UUGGGGGAGCCCCCCGCCCCCACGGCGGGCGAGGACGGGGGAGGUGGGGGGGGCAACGCCCCCGCCCCGCCAACUGCACCCCCUCAGCCUGCCCCGCCGCCGCCACCCCCGGCGCCCCCGGCAGCCCCGCCGGCGGCCCCCCCGGCCCAGCCGCCCCAGCCACCGGCGGCCCCCAAAGGGGCGGGCGAUGCCAAGCUCUGCGCCCUGUACAAAGAGGCCGAGCUGCGGCUCAAGAGUAGCAGCAACACGACGGAGUGUGUCCCCGUGCCCACAUCGGAACACGUGGCGGAGAUCGUGGGCAGACAAGGUUGCAAGAUCAAGGCCCUUCGAGCAAAGACCAACACUUACAUCAAGACACCUGUACGGGGUGAAGAGCCAGUAUUUAUGGUGACAGGACGCCGGGAGGAUGUAGCCACUGCCCGACGGGAGAUCAUCUCAGCAGCUGAGCACUUCUCCAUGAUCCGGGCUUCUCGAAACAAAUCAGGAGCUGCCUUUGGAGUAGCACCAGCCCUCCCUGGCCAGGUCACCAUUCGGGUUCGAGUACCAUAUCGUGUAGUGGGAUUAGUGGUAGGGCCCAAGGGGGCCACCAUCAAGCGGAUCCAGCAGCAGACCAACACCUACAUCAUCACACCUAGCCGGGACCGAGACCCUGUCUUUGAAAUCACUGGUGCACCAGGCAAUGUGGAACGAGCACGAGAAGAGAUCGAGACCCAUAUUGCUGUUCGCACUGGCAAGAUUCUUGAGUAUAAUAAUGAGAAUGAUUUUCUGUCAGGUAGCCCUGACCCUGCUCUGGAGAGCCGCUAUUCUGAGGCCUGGAGAGUCCAUCCACCAGGGUGCAAACCCCUCUCCACCUUCCGGCAGAACAGCCUUGGUUGUAUUGGAGAGUGUGGUGUUGAAUCAGGAUUCGAGGCACCACGACUUGGGGAACAGGGGGGUGACUUUAGCUAUGGUGGCUACCUGUUCCCUGGCUAUGGGGUUGGUAAGCAGGAUGUAUACUAUAGUGUGGCCGAGACUAGUCCUCCACUCUGGGCUGGCCAGGAGAAUGCCACCCCCACCUCCGUCCUUUUUUCCUCUGCCUCCUCAUCUUCAUCCUCUUCAGCCAAGGCCCGGGCUGGUCCCCCGGGGUCACACCGUUCACCAGCCCCAGCAUCAGCAUCAUCAGCUGUCCCAGAGUUAGCUGGGCUUCCAAGGCGACCACCUGGGGAGCCCCUCCAGGGCUUCUCCAAACUUGGGGGUGGUGGGCUGAGAAGCCCAGCUGGAGCAGGAGGUGGGCGGGACUGUAUGGUGUGCUUCGAGAGUGAGGUCACAGCAGCCCUAGUCCCUUGUGGACACAACCUAUUCUGCAUGGAGUGUGCUGUACGAAUCUGUGAGAGAACCGAUCCCGAGUGUCCUGUUUGCCACAUCACAGCCACGCAAGCCAUCCGAAUAUUCUCCUAA
This is a messenger RNA of Gracilinanus agilis (Agile Gracile Mouse Opossum), 1437 nucleotides long. RefSeq names its product mex-3 RNA binding family member A (gene MEX3A). The annotation marks the transcript as partial. The transcript is spliced from 2 exons. The record is from RefSeq and is a predicted model, not a curated record. Lineage: Eukaryota; Metazoa; Chordata; Mammalia; Didelphimorphia; Didelphidae. Gene Ontology annotation, molecular function: RNA binding.